Molecule: messenger RNA, 4206 nt
Organism: Ahaetulla prasina
Lineage: Eukaryota; Metazoa; Chordata; Lepidosauria; Squamata; Colubridae
Gene: MECR
Product: mitochondrial trans-2-enoyl-CoA reductase
Exons: 10
Coding region: 52-1149 (365 amino acids)
Biological process (GO): fatty acid metabolic process
Cellular component (GO): mitochondrion
Molecular function (GO): trans-2-enoyl-CoA reductase (NADPH) activity
Source: RefSeq, a predicted model, not a curated record
CCGUCAUCACCUCCGCGCCGCGGAUUGUUUUAGCAAUUGUUGGCAUUAGGCAUGGCGGUAGCCGGAGGAUCGCGGGUUCGAGCCCUGCGGCUCCUUUUCGGUUACGGCUUCCGCGCUCGGUCAGCUUCGGCGGCGACGCCAACGGGGCCUCGAGGACUGGUCUAUGAGAAGCACGGAGAGCCGGCUCAGGUCCUACACCUAAAAGAUGUAGCUUUAGCCAGACUUGGGGAUUCUGGCGUCCACGUGAAAAUGGUUGCAGCUCCCAUCAACCCAGCAGACAUCAAUAUGAUUCAAGGAUCCUAUGGCAUUGUUGCUGACUUACCUGCAGUUGGUGGGAACGAAGGAGUUGGGCAAGUGAUGGACACAGGAAAUUCUGUGACAACUUUGAAACCAGGAGACUGGGUGAUUCCAGCUGAUGGAGGACUUGGAACUUGGCGAACAGAAGCGGUAUUCGAUGAGAAAACUCUGUUGAAAAUCCCACCGGAUAUUCCACUGACUUGUGCUGCCACACUGGGUGUUAACCCUUGCACAGCUUAUCGGAUGUUGUCUGAUUUUGAGACUUUAGAACCAGGGGAGUCUGUCAUCCAAAACGCAGCCAAUAGUGGAGUGGGACAGGCUGUAAUCCAGAUUGCAGCAGCCAAGGGCAUCAAAACAAUAAAUGUAAUAAGAGAUAGACCAGAUCUCCAGGAUCUUAUAGACAGACUUAAGUCCCUUGGAGCAGACUAUGUUAUCACAGAGGAGAUGCUAAGAAAACCAGAAAUGAAAGAGUUGUUUAAGGAAAUUCCUAAGCCUUCAUUAGCUCUGAAUGGUGUUGGAGGGAAAAGUGCUACUGAGCUGAUGCGUCACUUGAGGCAUAGUGGGACCAUGGUUACCUACGGUGGGAUGUCAAAGCAGCCUGUGACAGUCCCUGCGAGUGCACUGAUCUUUAAGGAUGUCAACGUUCGUGGCUUUUGGAUGACCCAGUGGAAGAGGGCCAAUGCCCACAGCAAAGAGAAGCUGGAAACAAUGAUAGCAGAGCUGUGCACUCUCGUUCAAAAGGGUCAACUGGUUGCUCCAGUCUGCCGAGAAGUCCCUUUGGUGGAUUACCAAGCAGCUUUGAAGACUUCCCAGGAACCAUAUGUAUCCGUUAAGCAGAUCCUACGGAUGUGAAGAUGGUCCGGUGGGAAAAUAGCAGACGAGCAUUUUCAGUGGAUUUCAAUCCCAGGAGGCUUGAAUGGUUCAGAAUUACAGAACCGAUUUAUAUCUUCGCGUCCGUCUUCUGGCUCGACAGAGACAGGCGGAGGAAUAAGGAGCAAACAGUGAAGGCUUAACAUAAACCGGAGAUCACUAUCCAAUGUCAGUGAUGGCCUGGGAGUUAAAGCAAUUAUGGUUUCUACCCAAUCUGGGAAUCCCUUGUAGACUUUCUCUCUUUUUAUUUUUUUAUUAUUAAACUUAUCUGCCGUCCAUCAAGCCAGGGGGUGACUUUAGGUGACUUGAUAGAAAAGUGGAGAAAAAAGGAGACGUUUCAGCCCAUGGAGGAACGGUUCUUAUCCUGGCAAUUCUCCCAGUGUUGAAGUCCAAUUUUUUUUUAACUACUGGUUCGGUGGGCGUGGCUUGGUGGGUGUGUCAGGGGAAGGAUACUGCAAAAUCUCCAUUUCCACCCCACUCCAGGGGAAGGAUACUGCAAAAUCCCCAUUCCCUCCCCACUCCUGGGGAAAAGAUAUUGCAAAAUCUCCAUUUCCACCCCACUCUGGGGUCAGCCAUAGGUGGUAUUUGCUGUGGCUCCAAACUACUCAAAAUUUCCGCUACCAGUUCUCCAAACUGCUCAAAAUUUCUGCUACUGGUUCUCCAGAACUUGCUGGAUUUCACCCCUGGAUUCUCCCAUAUAUGCUGAUGUAUGUGCGCGCACUCAGAAUAUUAUUAUAAAAUGUGGUAAGAAUUCCUCAAGAGUGGAAUGAGAUGGGGCAGAGGCUAGUCUCACUGGAGUUAAAGACUUUGUAUAAAUCUAUUUCAGAAUCUGCAGAUUAUAAUGAGUUUAGGUAGUGUCGAUCGUCCCAUUGGGUACAUUCAACAAAAGAAACUCCCAGCUCUUUAGAUCAGGGGGUGUCAAAUUUAAGGCCCGCAGGCCAGAUUCGGCGUGACCCACAGCGCCGCCCUGGAAACAGCGAAGGAGAAUCCUGGGGUGCCUCUGCCAGUGAAAACAGAGCUCGGAAGGGCCACACGUGAGCCCUCUGAGCUCCAUUUUUGCUGGCAGGGGGUUGCAGGAGCCAUCCCAGCUGAAAAUUGGGCCACGCCCAGCCCAGGCACCCUAGCCACACCCACCCGGCACCCCGAGAUCAAACACAACCCUGAUGCGGCCCUCAAUGAAAUAGAGUUUCAUUGAUUAACCAAGAGUGUAGCUCUGUUGAAAAAUCCACCUAGUGUUGUGUCUUGCCCGCCCUCAGAGCAGCCGGGGCCUUCUUACCUGCUCCCGAACACUGAGGAAUGUAUGCCUCCCGGCCCAAGUCCUGGCUCCAUGCCCACACAAACUGCAGAAGAAGGAGCAUCUCCCUCUCCCAGCCCUGACUCCAUGCCCAGGCAAACGGAGCAGCUAGACCCCUCCCCCUCCUCCACAGCAGGUGAGCCUGAGGAGGGUUUACUCCCAACAACAGCUGAUUGGAGUGACCCUCGCAUCAGAAGAUUGGAGAGGCGGAGGCAACAGAAGGAAGGGAGGGGCAGGCCUUAAUGAGUGCUGAGUCAUGGAGCCACACCCCAUGGCCUAUAUAAAGGAUCUGCUUUCUGGCAGUCUCUGAGUCAGGCAAAAGUCGAACUUAUCUUGCUGAAGUCACUUACUGGUCUCCUGCCUGCUCUGAGGACUUUGCUAGGACUUUGGGCAGAGCUGCAGAGGCAAGCCUGAUUCGGAUUUCCCUGACCCAGCCGUCAGCGGAGGAGUGGGACACGACACCUAGGCACAGCAGAAGCAAAGUCAGUUCUGGGAUUUUCCCGUGAAAACCCACACAAAAGUAACUCCCCUUUUCCCCUCCAGGCCACUCAGAGUUCACCAAUGGAGUUCAAUUCUUUUGCUUUGGGAAAAGCUGUCUGCUUCUGUCAAAACAUUCUUCAUCGCUUGCCCUUGUCAGAUAACAUCUCUGCAGCAACAGAUGGUUCACUUGCAUUCCAAAGCCUCCUUCCACCCUUAGGAAUUCACUACCCACUUACAGUUUGGCAAAGCUGCGAGCGAAAGCAGGUAGAAUUAAUCAUGGAGCCAAGUCAGGUUUGACACGUAGGUUUUUAGUAUUUUCCUCAGGAGCACAGGACAAUCUUUACAGCCAGAUCCAUUUCUUUCCUGAGCAAAAUGGCUCUUGACAAGUUAAGACAUUGAGCAGGAAAAUCAUGGUGGAUGCAUCUAGCUUCAAAAUGAGUUCUGUGCAGGGGUGAAAUGCUCCCGGUUCGGACCAGAUCGCCCGAUCCGGUAGCGAUGGCGGCGGGUGGUUCGGAGAACCGGUAGCAAAAAUCUCUGCCCACCUCCAUGCCCAGCUGAGCCACGCAAUCAUCAGAAGGUUUUUUUUUUUACUUUUAAAAGCAUUUUUUCUUCAGCUGAAAAAAUGCUUUUAAAAGCUAAAAAAAAAGCCUCUGAUGAUCGCGCGGUUCAGCUGGGAUCAUCAGAGCCUUUUAAAAGCAUUUUUUCUACAACCUCUUCGGCCGAAGAGGUUGUUAAAAAAAUGCUUUUAAAAGGUUCUGACGAUCCCAGCUGAGUUGCCUGAUCGUCAGAGGCAACUCAGAAAAAAUGCUUUUAAAAGAAAACAAAAGUCUCUGACGAUCAGGCAACUCAGCUGGGAUUUAAAAUGCUUUUAAAAGAAAUUAAAAAAAGCUGGCCACGCCCACCCAGUCACAUUAUCCCACCACCACCAAGCCACGCUUUUACAUUUCACCACUGAUUCUGUGGCUUCUAAGGUAACUCCCCCCAACUUCAUAUUCGAUUUCCGUAAUUCUCGGCCCAUACAACUGAUCACCAUGCUGGCUGGGAGUUAUAUGACUCAGUCCAAAAUAUUGGGGUUGGAGAAGAAUUUUUCUAAGCCAGUGUUUCUCAACCUUAGCAACUUGAAGAUGUGUGGAUUUCAAUUCCCGCAAUUCCACACAUUGAAGUUGCAAAGUCCACACGUCUUCAAGUUGAAGUCCACAUAUCUUCACGUUGUUCUAAACCAGGGGUCUGCAAACUUGGCUCGUUUAAGACUUGUGGACUUCAAC